Messenger RNA from Tilletiopsis washingtonensis, 795 nucleotides. RefSeq lists its product as hypothetical. NCBI's taxonomy places the organism in Eukaryota, Fungi, Basidiomycota, Exobasidiomycetes, Entylomatales. The record is from RefSeq and is a predicted model, not a curated record. The transcript has 2 exons. The coding region runs from base 192 to 695 and encodes 167 amino acids.
GCGAGGGCCUGGACCUCUUUCCAUCCGUCCGUCAAAGCCUCCAUCUCCUUUGCAUCCGAUCUUCAGAGCAGAAACAGUCUAUCAGUACGUGAGGAUUGGAGCUGGAGUAUGGGAUGCUGAUCAAGCGUCCAGUAUAAAGACGACGAGAUCGCCAAAUUGCGAGUGUCAGACGCAACAUCAAGCCAUCGUCGAUGUUACCGACGCCUCUGCUGCAGAGGCGGGUCAUCUCGGCUCGCGGCUUCUGUCCUUACUUCAGCAAGCUUCGGAUGGGAUUUUGCAGCUUACCAGAAGCUCUGCUCCAACAAGGUCGUGUUCGGGACAGUCAAGCCAUGCUUACAGCCAGCUUCGCAAUCCGAGCUCCAAACCUGCUAGGCCUCGAAGCAAAUCAGCGCGUUCUUCUGUUCAGCAGCCGCAUGGUGGCGGAUGCGAGCAAGAGUGAUUCUGCCCGUGCUUUGAGCCGCUUCAGUAAACUCCCCGACGAUCGUGAACAGAGCGAUUGCCCGGGGCAGGAAGAGACCGACUCGGGCGAUGCGAGGACAAGGCCUUCAUUUCCGGCUUUGGAGCUCUUUCGUGACAAUCUUCGCAAAAUCCAGCGGUGGAAUCGCUCGCCAGGCGGUUCGAAGGCAGACGGCGAGGAAGAAGGGCACAGCACAGAUGACGAUGGCAGAUCGGGCAAAGGACUGGGGGGAAGCUGAGCGCCAAGCAGCUCGCGGACGAUCAGCUCGCUGCAUGGAAGCGUUGGCUUGGCAGGGAGUACGUCUAGCGAUCCUCUUCGUGAAUGCUUAUGGAUGACCA